This is a messenger RNA of Enhydra lutris kenyoni (northern sea otter), 4597 nucleotides long. RefSeq names its product family with sequence similarity 241 member A. The transcript is spliced from 2 exons. The record is from RefSeq and is a predicted model, not a curated record. The coding region runs from base 1 to 414 and encodes 137 amino acids. Gene Ontology annotation, cellular component: intracellular membrane-bounded organelle. Lineage: Eukaryota; Metazoa; Chordata; Mammalia; Carnivora; Mustelidae.
AUGUGCUCGGCCGGGGAGCUGCUUGGUGGCGGCGGCGGCGGCGGCAGCGGUGGGGAGCGCGACGAGGACGGGGACGCGCUGGCGGAGCGGCCGGUGGCGGGGACAGAGCCGGAGCCCGGAGCGAGCCCGCGCCGACGCGGGCAGCGUCCGCUGGAGGAGCGCGAGCAGGAUAUUGAAGAAUCACAAAGUCACACCGGCGAACCUGUUGGAGAUGACUACAAAAAGAUGGGAACACUUUUUGGUGAAUUGAACAAAAGCCUCAUCGAGAUGGGCUUCACAAGGAUGUAUUUUGGAGAACGAAUUGUGGAACCAGUAAUAGUCAUGUUCUUUUGGAUAAUGCUGUGGUUCCUUGGCUUACAAGCCCUUGGACUAGUUGCUGUUGUUUGCCUUGUCAUUAUUUAUGUGCAACAGUAAAAUAUGGCCAAAUAAGCUGUUGUUUCACAUUUGGUAGCUGUAUAUGUAUUGGUGAAGUUAUAUAUUUCACUACAUGAAAGCUGAAAAGUUUGCCUUGUUUCAAAUUAUGUGCUGUUUUGUAAUUAAAUUUAUAAGUGGAAAUUGUUUAAAACUAAACUCAACUCUUGAUUAUCACAGGGUUGAAUAUACAUUUGGUAGCUUAUUCAAAAGUCUUGUUUUAUUACUGUGAUCUGUGCCCACUUUUAAAAACCCCACCUUAUUCCCAUUGUCGAUCUUAACACACCAAAAAGUGAGCAGGGAAAAUAACAGGAUAUGGAAUUCAAACCAGGCAAUAUAGAUCUUGUAAAGAAUUCCAAUAAAACAUUUUAGAAGAAAAAGGAUGGAACAAGGAGCUAAAACAAAGUUUUAAUGGGAGAAUUGUCCCCACCCAUACCCACCAAAUAACCCCUUACCAUUUGGGAAAUAAUUUGGAUAUCUCUGUUCCUGCUCAGCCCAAACCAAUAUAAACGUAAUUACUAUACACUACCUUAAUAUUGUGAGGAAAAUCAGUAAAGCUAGGACAUUUUCUAAAGAUUGAAAAGGAUAUAUUUAUUAUGACUGAUGAAAGUUAAAUGUAACUUUUUUAUCAUGUAACAUUUGGGUCUGGAAUCACUUCAGUAUAUCAUUUGAAAUUUUAGACAAUUUUGGUGCUAAUUACCUUUUGUGAAUUUUUUAAGACUCUUAAGCCAUGCCCAUUGCUGGCUGCACCCCAUGGUAAUGUUAUGUUUUCUUGUAUCUAACAAGUUGUGUAUUUUUUUCCUAGAGAGACAUUUUCCAUGUAUUUUUUUCCAGAAAUUUACAUUUUAUAGUUCUUUUAUAACAAUUAUUCUAAGAUUUAAAAAAAUCUAUUUCCUAUCUUGGCAUGGCAUUCCCCCUCCCCCCAAAAAUUGAUUUGUAGUAUGGCUAAAAUAUUUUACUAUGUCUUUAAGGAAAAAAAAAAUCAGCUUGGUCUCUUUGAUAUCUGUAUUGGAAAUACAGUAUUACAGUAUAAAACCAAAUGCUUAAAUUUGAAAUUUAACAGCCAAUUUUAAUAAUAUUCCUCUAAGGCUAAAGCCACAUCAGUAACUGGCUGGUCAUGUUAUUAAUGUGUUUUAAUUCAGCACUUUGGGGUUUUAUAUUUGAACAAACAUUUCUUUAAAUACACUUUAAAAACAGAAAAUGGCUUAGUGAUAUUUUGGAUUUUGUUAAAGAACCUAAAAUUUGUACACUUGCAUCUCAGAGACCCUCUAUACAGACAAAGGUUGGGCACUAAAGAUAAUUAUCUAGAAAUUCAAGUUAAAUAAGAGGGAAAUGGGACAAUGGGGUAUUUUUAUCUUUGGCAGGGCAGUAACUAAAGUGUAUAAAGUGUUUAAUAUUCUGCUUUGUAAAGUUUUUACCCAAUCCUAUUUAAAAAAAUUAUUCUGUAAGUUAUCAAUGUCUUCCAUGCUGAAGCAGAAAACUGAUGAAAAGUGUUCAACUUUGAUUUCUAAAAUCAGAUAAUCCUGAACAAAAAUACCAAUCAGAGGGCACUAAAAAGUACUGUGGAUUUAUAUAAAUACAGACCUUUUAAAGUUUGACAAAGAAAAGACUUUGUAUUAUAUCAUUGUGUUUUUAUUGGGUUUGAAAUAUUUUUAUAGAAACCUAUAUGAAUUUGGCAUAAGGGCAAGUUAUUUGAAAAUGUGUCUUCAUUUGUGCACAGCAGAAUUGUGAGGUUUUUAAUAGAAGUCAUGAGAUUUUUGUAUGUCUGCAUUAAAUAUUAAAAAGGGCAUUCUUUUCUAACGCUACCAAGAAAUUUAAUUUUCCUUUGGAAUAUAAAAAAGAUACAGUAUGCACAAUAAUAGCUCUAAUUCCACCAGUGCUAAUAUUGAAAAAAAAUUGUAAAGUAAGUUUGAAUAGUAAUUAUUUAAAAUAUACGUCAAUACUAUGUAUCUGCACACUGCUGUUGGUAGGACAUAUAUUAAAUCACGUAAAGAGAUAUUUUGCUGCUAUUCUUACUGAAUUUUUUUAUUGAUUAGAGCAACAUACCAUCAAAUUGUUUGCUUUGAUAGGGAAAAAACAAUCUUUGCUUCUUUGAUGGAAAUAAUAUAUUUUCUUUUGUGAAAUGUAUUAGACUGUAGAUUAUACUUGUACCCUGAAAUGAAAAGGAACUGGUCAUUUCUUUUGUUCACGGUGUAAGGAAUUAAAUGGAAAAUGGUUCUCAAUCAUUUCAAUCUCAGAUACAAGCCAGUUUUAGACACCGUUAGUGAUUAUGGAUAAAGACAUGGAGGUUACAAUACUAAGGUUAUUAGAUUAUUAAUAUAUACAUCAUUUAUACCACAGCUCUCAAUGCAAAUGGAAAAGGUUAAAAUAUACAAAUAAACUGGCCAGAGAUGAAUAAGUCAAUUUUCCUUAAAGUGGAAACUCAGUGUCUUGUAGAAUUCAGUCCUCUCAUAUCUUAAGCUGUGAUAUGCAAGGUAUUUUCCCAUUCCGGGCCACCAGUCACAUCAUACUUGGUCCAGUAUUGUGCCAGCACCAGCUUGCACUGACCUGCAAAAACCAAUUGUAUACCUUUUUCCCCCCAGCCGACCUUCAGUGGCAUCAGUUGGUAGCCUGAAAUUGUCUAUGAGGGGAGUAGUCAGACUAUCAACAUUGGCAAACACAGCAAAUCAGGGCUCUGUUCGCCUGACAAGCCAGUUGUUAAAACAGUAGCAGCAUGCCACCUAUUAACCACCCUACAGGUCACAGCCCCAUUUCGACUUCUGUGGAUCGAAAAGGAAGCACAUUGAAGCAAAUCCCCAUCAACCCAUCCAAAACUGUAUUUGGAUCUUUUCCAUGUGGGAAUGAUGAAUUAUGGUUGUCUUCUGACCAACACGUCCCUACAUAAUCUCAUGUUUUGAUCAGACAAAAUCUCCCUGGGCUGUCACUGAGCUGCAUAUCCAUUGAUCCAGAUGAUCAGGAAAUAAACAGUUAGAGAACUGAUGGAAGGCAAAUUCCAGCCUAAGUAAAGACUUGUAAAGUAAGAAGGCUCAGAUGGUCAAACCUAGAUAUUGAGCAAUUAAGGGCUGUUUGUAUGGUUUGUAGAUUAUACUUAACAGUUAUUUUACAAAUGUUUACUGACUUCAGGUUAUUUUAAAUGUUUUUCUUGUCAAUAUAUGGCUUCAACAGGUCAAAGAAGAGAAAACAGUAAGACUUUCAUACCUGUUAAUGCUUCUAGUAAUAGACUUGACCAAGGAUGAUGUAAAAAGAACACAACCUACUUUCUCCCUACCCUACACAUUGCCUCAGACAAUGUGUCCACUCCACGUUUCAGUUACCAUUUCAUACUAACAACUCUGCAGUCCGUAUCUCCAGUUCAGAGCACCGUACAGAUUAUAAAAUCCAUACAUUCAGUUGCUUGCCCAACAUAAGUAUUUGCUUAUGCCUUAGUACCUCAGGUUCGGUAUAUCCAAAUCAAAAGGAACUCAGCAUCCUUCUCCCAAACUGUUUUUUUUUUCUUCCUAUGUUUCCAGUCUCAGCAAAUGACAGUUGUCUCCUACACUGCCCACUUAUAACCAAUCACCGUGUCCUAUCUUGCUUCCUAAAAAAUCUUUAAUCUUUAUACUUCUCUUGAUUCCCAGUAUCACUAACUUAGUUCAUACCCUAUCAUCUCCCUAGAUAGCUAUCAUGGAAUCCUACUUGGUCUCCCCUGCCUUCAUUCUUCCCUCUACAAUCAGAAUAAUCUUCCUAAAUCAUAACUCUGAUCUCCUGCGCCUAAAUCUUUUCAGUGGCUUCCUGUUGCCAUUAUGAAAAAGUGCUUGCUCCUUACUAUGUUUUACAAGGCUCCUCAAGAGCUGGUUCUUGUGUACUUAAUCUCUCUGCACUACGCCUGUCCCUUUUCAACACUCAGCUUUACCGAAUUUGUUUUUUCAGUUCCUUGUGAGAGACAUGCCUCCUCACUUCCAGAACUCUGCACAUGCUUUAACUUCUCUCUUUAGGCCCUCCCCACCAAACUAACCAACACAUCCACAGCUUUAAGACCUUUAGACAUAAGGUCCCCCAGGAAAAUUUCUCUGUUAAGUCCACUUCUGCUAUUUCAUGUGCUUUCAGAGAACCCUGCACUUACGCUAUCAGUACUUGUCAUGCUAUAUUGUAAUAGCUUAUUUGUCAGCUCCUUCCUUUUCUUAAAAAAGAUUUAUUCAUUUAUUUG